Periconia digitata is the source of this 995-nucleotide messenger RNA. Lineage: Eukaryota; Fungi; Ascomycota; Dothideomycetes; Pleosporales; Periconiaceae. The record is from the annotation of a GenBank genome assembly.
UCUGCAACACUCAUCUGAACAACAAUAAACAGAUACGAUGAUGCUUUUCACAUCAGCCCUUCUCGGUCUCUUCGCUGCUUCAGCGCAUGCUCUUCCUUCGCCCAACUCACAAACACGCGAUACUGAACCCGUCAACGACUUCAGUUGCAGAUCCAACAAGAACCCAGUUAUCCUUCUCCACGGUCUUGCCGACAACAAGAAAGCAUUGAGUAGCCUGUACGUGUAUAUCAGCCCCAUUUCGCCACAUGAACAGUCUCAUAAGAGCGUGUCCGAAACUCUGCUCAAAACUCUUGCUGACUCCACGCCCUGAAAUCAGCCAAGCUCACCUCAACACUAAAGGCCUCUGCGCCUUCAGCAUGACUUAUGGCGCACAUAAACUCUUCCCUCUUGUCGGCGGCGUGAAAUCCAUGGCCGACUCCGCAAAAGAAAUCGCUUCCUUCAUCGACGAGGUCUCCAGUAAAACAGGUGCUCCUAAAGUUGAUAUCGUAGGCCACUCCGAGGGCGGCGUAAUGACCCUCUACGUGCCUCUUACACAGUCUGGUACAGCUAGUAAAAUAGAACGAACUGUCGCUCUCGGUCCAGCUGUCCACGGCGCAAAGUACUAUGGUCUCACUGAUCUCGUAUGGCUAGGCGGCGAUGUCACCGCGUCUAUGGUCGAAAAAGUUCUGCGAACGUUCGGUGCACCUGCUAUGGCAGAAAUGGCAACUGGGGGUGCUGUACACGAAACAUUCCAACAAGCGACAGGAAAGAUUGUACAGCCCGGAGUUAAAGCGAGUAUUGUGAUGAGUAGACACGAUAUUUUGGUGAAGCCAGAGACGAGUGUUGUGAAUGAAGAAGGGGUGAGGAAUUUAUAUGUCCAGGAUUAUUGCCCACAAGAUAGGGUGGGGCACUCAGGACUCGCAACAGAUAAGAGCGUGUGGGGUAUUGUUGAGAAUGAGUUGUUGGAAAAAUAUGAUGAGGAGGUCACAACCUGUGAGGCUGGUAAGCCUAUAUGA